This is a messenger RNA of Calypte anna (Anna's hummingbird), 1361 nucleotides long. RefSeq names its product clathrin binding box of aftiphilin containing 1 (gene CLBA1). The transcript has 6 exons. Gene Ontology annotation, cellular component: AP-1 adaptor complex; trans-Golgi network membrane. Gene Ontology annotation, biological process: intracellular transport. The record is from RefSeq and is a predicted model, not a curated record. The coding region runs from base 381 to 1346 and encodes 321 amino acids. NCBI's taxonomy places the organism in Eukaryota, Metazoa, Chordata, Aves, Apodiformes, Trochilidae. Gene Ontology annotation, molecular function: clathrin binding.
UCCCCUGCCUUGUUCCAUCUGGGGAGGGGGCGUCCCGGGGCAUGUCCCAGCUGCCCCCCCGAGACCCCGGUCCUGUCGAGUCCUCCCGGAUCCCGGCUGCCCCUCCCGAGCUUCUCCAGAGCCCAGCGGGGCGGGCGAGGGCCCCUGCAGGUCCCGUCCCACCUUCGAGGCUAGGAUCCCACACAGAAAGUGAGACUGAAUAACAUGCACAUGCUGGUUACUGGAGGAGAGGCUGAAGGACAUCCUGUUUUGAUUUAGCAGGUUUUUUUCUCUGAGAUGAAAUGAAGAUUUGGGUUCUCUUUUGGAAAUAAUCGUAUUUCUGAUGCAGCUGAACUUCAGUAGCCUUUUUUGCAGUACAGAUUUCAGCAUAUUUUUCUUAAAUGAAGAUGCAGAACGUGUCACUAGUAGAAAGUCUUCCUAAUGCAGACACAUCUUACUGGAUGUCUCUAAAAGCCCCACCAGUUGAAGGAGGCCGUAUGUCUGUUGGUGAAAGUGCCUCUAACUUGAGCCAGCAAAGCCUCCCUGUAGUGAAUAGCAAAAGGAGUUGUGAGGGUUUUUCUGAAAGCAGUUGCAGUACCUCAGAAGCCAGUGGUUCCUGGGGUGAUUUUGAAGGCUUCAGGGAGUCAUCAGAUGAAUCAGAGAGAUUCGGUCAUGAUCCUGAAGUUUUGGUGAAGUCAACAGGAAUUAGUUCUAGAGUUGAUACAGACUUAAGCAGAGCUUCUGCUGGGCACUUUUGUUCUGAGCCAUCUCUACCCAGUGGGACACAGGAGGCUCCGAGCUCUAUAAAUGAGGCAAACCACAGCUAUGAGGAUAUAUUUAAGUUGGGGUUCCCCGAAGUCUUUGUAUCACAGUCCAGAGAGAACAUAAGAAGCUUAGAUCAAUUACUUGAUACAAACAGUGAAGAUGUUGGAAUUCCCGAAUUUACGAAGAAUCCACUUUGCAUUGACUCUGAAAACAUAUGGAGAACACUUAAAGAUAUUGAUAAUACCCCCAGCUUAAGACAUCACUGGAGUAAAUCUCAUUGCCAAGAAAAUCUCUUGAGUGUUCUUGGAAUAGAUGCAAAUCAAAAGGACUUUUCAGAGAGUCAGGAUGUUUUUGAGGAAUCAGAUGUUAAAGACGAGGACUUCAGAUUUGAUGGAUUAACUAUUAAUGACUGCAAAGCACUGAUCCAGACCAAGCUUGCUGUAUCACCGGAUUCCAGACAUGGUCAUCUUUUCACCUGUAACCUCUUUUUGAAAACCACAUCAUCAAAUGGAAACAUGCAAUAUAUAACAAUCCCAAGGAAGAAGCAAGUUUUCAACACACACAACCUAAAAAUGAAAUUUUUCAGUAGUGAUGUUUGUUGAACCAAACACACUUUU